AUGGAAGCCCCUUAUCCGAUCGACACAGUCGCGCUGCCUACUGAUUUUCAUCCUCGACAUUGUCCCGGUCCUGUGUUCGGUGACGGAGACGGGGUCUUCCAGCCUGCAUCGCCAGGCAAGUAUAACUGUACAUCUGAGCUUCCGGUUCCUCAUGCUUUUUCACGUUCCAGUGCGUUGGUCCAUGAAUCUGUUCCUCGUGUAGCUGAUAUGCGGAUCUAUUACCACAAUGUGCGUGGGCUGCGCACCAAAAUCGACUCAUUUUUCCUAGCAGUUUCUGAAGGAGAUUAUGAUUUAAUUGUGCUUACCGAAACAUGGCUCGAUGACCGUAUCUUCUCAGCGCAACUUUUUGGGAACCGCUACACAGUUUUCCGGAACGACCGAUCUCAUCUGAACAGCCAAAAGACGCGAGGCGGAGGUGUCUUAAUAGCUGUUUCAGUGAAGUUGAGUUGUCGCAUCGAUCCUGCACCUGUUUUCAACACUGUCGAGCAGUUGUGGGUGAUAGUGGAAACGGCAAAUAGCGACAUUAGUAUUGGUGUCGUAUACAUACCCCCUGAUCGAAAGUCCGAUUCUCAGGUGAUUCAACAGCACAUUGACUCGAUUGGCAUGGUACUAUCCCGCUUGCAACUUAAAACUCCUGCUCUACUUUUUGGAGACUACAACCAAUCUGGUUUGCGUUGGUUUAUCUCGGACAAUGGUCACCCUUCAGUGGACACGCUGCAUUCUAAUAUGCCCGCUUAUUGCUGUUCUCUUCUCGAUGGACUCUACUGGCAUGGUCUGACACAAGUCAACAAUAUUUUGAUUGAUAACGAACGUUUGCUGGAUCUUGUAUGGGUAAAUGAUGAAACUUUGCCAAUUUGUUCUGUAUCUGCUGCACACGAGCCGCUGGUCGAGCUUGAAGCUGUUCAUCCUGCUAUCGUUCUCUCGUUAAACCUCUCCUCGACAAUAGUGUACGACGAGCCUUCGGAACUUAGGGCUUUGAAUUUUCGACGUGCUGACUACGCCACACUUACUGCGGCUCUUGCGGAGAUAAACUGGAAUGCUGUAUUGGAACCAUCCAUUAGUAUCGACAAUGCAGUUAAUUCUUUCAGUAGUACGCUGGAAAGUGUGCUCGCCCAAACAGUGCCAUUCUUUGAACCGCCACGAAAGCCACCAUGGUCGAAUCCACGACUACGCACGCUUAGGCGAUUGCGAUCAGCUGCGCUGCGGAAAUAUUGUUGUUAUCGCUCUGCUUAUAACAGAAAUCAGUUCACCACUGCCAGCUGUCAAUAUCGAAACUACAACCGCUAUUUGUAUAAUAGAAAGCGUGUCCCUAUCGAAUACGAUUAUACCAUAUCGUCACAACAUCUUCUCCGUGUACAGUGCGUGAAAGAUCUUGGAGUGUACUUAGAUAGCGAGCUGACAUUCAAGAACCAUUAUAACAACAUUAUCGCCAAAGCAACCCGUCGAUUGGGGUUCAUUUUCAAGAUUGCCGAUGAAUUCCGUGACCCAUUAUGUUUCAAUACAUAA
Messenger RNA from Wyeomyia smithii (pitcher-plant mosquito), 1506 nucleotides. RefSeq lists its product as uncharacterized. Lineage: Eukaryota; Metazoa; Arthropoda; Insecta; Diptera; Culicidae. Gene Ontology annotation, molecular function: catalytic activity. The record is from RefSeq and is a predicted model, not a curated record. The transcript has 2 exons. The coding region runs from base 1 to 1506 and encodes 501 amino acids.